CACAGCCUGCUCCUAUCCCUAAUUCUCCCACCUCGAAAGAAGGAGCACCCCGGGCACAGGAGUUGGGGCAGCAGUGUCAGCCCUAUAGUCAGCUGCCUUAAAAAGGAAAACCAGGGAUGCCAGGAUGAAGGAGUGGAACACCAAGCGAGGUACCAUCAUGACACAUCUGUGAAGAGGAAGGCCCAAGGCACCCAGAAGGAUGAAUCCUGGGACAUCAACCUCUUCUGCGAAGGAGACAGCAACAUUAGAACCUGGUUCUAAGUCAGUGCCUAAGACAGAUCAGACACCUGAGUCAGAGCAGACGCCCAGGACCCCGCCACAGCCUCACCCAGAGAAGACAGCCAAGCCAAGGACAAAGACUCUGCAGGAAUCCAGUGCCCGACAGGAGCCUCCUUCACAGCAAAGGACGUCCACCCAGCAGGAAGCCCUUGCUCAGCCUGAAGCCAAACCCCAGCAGCAACCUGGACCCCAACCAAAACCUACUGUACCACAGCAGGGACCUGCUGCCUCACAGGAGUCUACACAACCAUCACCUCCCAUCCAAAGGCUGUCCCUCACGCCACAGGAAGCCACCUCCCGGCAGGGACUCAGCCCAAGGAAAGAAUCAACAACUCCACGGAAAUCAGAAUUGAGAGAAGAUCGUGUAAUCAAGGCAGUAUUUGAACCGGUAGAGUUCCCCGCAGCCCAGCAUUCUAAACAUGCAUCCACAAAGGGCCCACCUGCCCAGGCUGAACCUGCAUCCCAAGACAGGCGCCAACUCCCAGAAUCUCUGGCUCAGCAAACAACUCCAGGGCAGGGAGCCAACUCCAAGCGGGAAUCUUUGACCGAGGACCAUUUCCCCAUGAGAAAUCCGCAAGAAACCCCCACAACACUGCAAGAGAUAUCCACACAGGCGCCUCCCCAAGAAUGGAAGACGUUUUUGGAGUGGGCCAUGGAUUCCGACUCAGAAUCAGAAGGCGGAUAUUCAGACACAGAUAUUCUAGGUGUGAGAGGUGAAGCCGGGGUGCAGGAAGACAUGCCAAUCUUCAAAGAGAAAUCUAGUCAGGAGGGGCUAUCAGGACAUGGCCGGCUGUUCUAUGGGAAGAAAGCCAGCCUCCUGAGUCACAGACACUACCGGGACACCGCCUCAAGGCUUGUACACAGCAUGGACCUGCACACAAUGACCCAGUCAUUGGUGACCGUGGCAGAAGACAAUAUGGCAUUCUUCUCCAGCCAAGGCCCUGGGGAAACAGCACGCCGACUGUCAGCCGUCUUUGCGGGCGUGCGGGAGCAGGCGCUGGGGCUGGAGCCAGCCCUAGCCCGCCUGCUCAGCGUAGCACACAUCUUCGACCUGGACGCAGAGACACCAGCCAAUGGUUUCCGCAGCCUGGUGCACACAGCCCGCUGCUGCCUGGCGCACCUGCUGCACAAAUCCCGCUAUGUGGCUUCCAACCGCCGCAGCAUCUUUUUCCGCACUGGGCACAACCUGGCCGAACUGGAGGCCUACCUGGCUGCCCUCACCCAGCUCCGCGCCCUGGCCUAUUACGCCCAGCGCCUGCUGGCUACCAACCAGCCAGGGGGGCUCUUCUUUGAGGGUGACGAAAGGCUCACUGCUGACUUCCUGAGCGAGUAUGUGACACUGCAUAAGGGCUGCUUCUAUGGCCGCUGCCUGGGCUUCCAGUUCACGCCCGCCAUCCGGCCCUUCCUGCAGACCAUCUCCAUUGGGUUGGUGUCCUUCGGGGAGCACUACAAGCGCAACGAGACGGGUCUCGGUGUGACUGCCAGCUCCCUCUUCACCAGCGGCCGCUUUGCCAUUGACCCGGAGCUGCGCGGGGCCGAGUUUGAGCGGAUCAUACAGAACCUGGAUGUGCACUUCUGGAAGGCCUUCUGGAACAUCACAGAGAUCGAGGUGCUCUCGUCUCUGGCCAACAUGGCAUCGGCUAACGUGAGAGUAAGCCGGCUGAUCAGCCUGCCACCCGAGCCCUUUAACAUGCCGCUGACCUCUGACCCCAAGCUCACGGUGACCAUCUCACCCCCCUCGGCCCACUCGGGUCCUGGGCCUGUCCUCGUCAGACUUAUCUCCUAUGACCUGCGGGAAGGACAGGACAGUGAGGAACUCAACAACCUGGUCAAGUCUGAGGGCCCACGGAGCCUGGAGCUGCGGUCCCGCUUGCAGCAGGCUCCCCGCUCCCGGUCGCUGGUGGUGCACAUCCAUGGUGGCGGCUUUGUGGCCCAGACCUCCAAAUCCCACGAGCCCUACCUCAAGAGCUGGGCCCAAGAGCUGGGCGUCCCCAUCCUCUCCAUCGACUACUCCCUGGCACCUGAGGCCCCCUUCCCUCGCGCCCUGGAGGAGUGCUUCUACGCCUACUGCUGGGCCAUCAAACACUGCGCCCUCCUCGGCUCAACAGGGGAGCGCAUCUGCCUCGCAGGGGACAGCGCCGGCGGCAACCUCUGCUUCACCGUGUCCCUCCGGGCAGCAGCCUAUGGCGUACGGGUGCCAGACGGCAUCAUGGCAGCCUACCCAGCCACACUGCUGCAGUCGGCCGCCUCCCCAUCCCGCCUGCUGAGCCUCAUGGACCCCCUGCUGCCGCUCACUGUGCUCUCCAAGUGUGUCAGCGCCUACGCUGGUGGACAGAUGGAGGAGCAGCCCGACUCGGAUCAGAAGGCGCUGGGCAUGAUGGGGCUCAUGCGGCGGGACACUGCCCUGUUGCUCAAAGAUCUCCGGAUGAGCGCCUCCUCGUGGCUCAACUCCUUCCUGGAGCUGAGUGGUCGCAAGACCCAGAAGAGCUCAGCACCUGUGCCAGAGCCCAUGCGCCGCAGUGUGUCCGACGCAGCCCUGGCCCAGCCUGAGGGCCCACUGGGCACAGACUCCCUCAAGAACCUGACAGUGAAGGACUUGAGCCUAAGGAGCAGCUCCGAGACCAGCAACAGCCCCGAGAUGUCGCUGUCAGCAGAGGCGCUGGGCCCCUCCUCACCCUCUGAUGUCAACUUCUUCUUGCGGCCUGAGGAUGGAGUCCAAGAGGCCGAGGCCAGGGAAGAGCAAAGCCCCAAGAACAGAGACCAGGGUGUCAGGGCCGCCUUCCCGGAAGGCUUCCACCCGCGGAUCUCCAGCCAGGGGCCCACGCAAAUGCCCUUCUACUCAUCACCCAUCGUCAAGAACCCCUUCAUGUCACCGCUGCUGGCGCCUGACAGCAUGCUCAGGACCCUGCCGCCCGUGCACAUCGUGGCCUGCGCGCUGGACCCCAUGCUGGACGACUCGGUCAUGUUCGCUCGGCGCCUGCGCUGCCUGGGCCAGCCGGUGACGCUGCGCGUGGUGGAGGACCUGCCACACGGCUUCCUGAGCCUGGCCGCGCUGUGCCGCGAGACACGCCAGGCCGCUGAGCUGUGCGUGGAGCGCAUCCGCCUCGUGCUUGGGCAGCCCACCGCAGCUGCACCCGCGCCUGCGUCCAUGCCCACCACACCACCGCUCUGAGUCAC
Ochotona princeps (American pika) is the source of this 3456-nucleotide messenger RNA. RefSeq names its product lipase E, hormone sensitive type (gene LIPE). Gene Ontology annotation, biological process: cholesterol metabolic process; triglyceride catabolic process. The transcript has 10 exons. Gene Ontology annotation, molecular function: sterol ester esterase activity; triacylglycerol lipase activity. Bases 200 to 3451 code for a protein of 1083 amino acids. Lineage: Eukaryota; Metazoa; Chordata; Mammalia; Lagomorpha; Ochotonidae. The record is from RefSeq and is a predicted model, not a curated record. Gene Ontology annotation, cellular component: cytosol.